AUGCUAUCUCAUACCUCAUGGGGAGCCCAUUCCUCUGUACUUCUCAAGAUCCACAAAUCACUAAUUUUGUCCAAAAUAGAUUAUGGAUCUCCUCUAUUCUCGUCAGCAAUCCAAUGCCACCUUAAAAAGCUCGAAAAUCUUCACAAUUCAGGAAUGCGCCUGGCAAUAGGAGCUUUCCGAUCCAGCCCUAUAGACAGCAUAUCCAAUAUAGCAGGAAUACCCUCCCUAUCACUAAGAUGGGCUGAGCAAAAAUCACUACUGGCAGCCAGAUUCCAUAGAUCCCCACAAGGAAUCUUCACAUCUCCCAAUAAUCUAUUCACAAAUUUACAAGACAAAUUGAACCUAGAUCAGAUCAUACCAUCAACUAUCAGCCUUCAGCCACCUUGGACAAUCUCCCUAGAUAUCAAUCUCGAACUACAUCAGUUCCCCAAAAAGGACACUAAUCCUAAAAUAUAUAAAUACCACUUUAAUGAAAUCAUAGCCAAUGCCGAACCUCAUAUACAGAUAUACACAGAUGCAUCCAUAACAGACCAAAGAGUUGGGGUUGCAAUCAUAUGUGGUGACACUGAAAUCCAACUUAAACUAUCUGACAAAUGUUCAAUAUAUACCGCUGAAGCCAUGGCUAUACUAGAAACAAUCAAAUAUUUCAUACAAUCCGUCGACGAUAAACGCUGUAUCAUACUAAGCGAUUCACUCAGUGCAAUAACAAGCCUCAAAAAUAUAAAUAACCCUACCGAUAUAGCUAGAAAUAUUCACAACUUUUGUCACAUUGCAUGUUCUGCCGGGAAACACAUAUCCUUCAUGUGGAUUCCAGGACAUUGCAAUAUAACAGGAAAUGAAAAAGCCGACGAGGUCGCAAAACUUUCACACAUAUCACCCAAAGCUAUCAAUGUACCAGGAUUCACCUACAGCGACGCAAAAAAAUAUAUAAAAAAUCUUAAUGCCAUAAAGUGGCAACGAUAUUGGUCAAAUCAAUCAACCAAACUCAAUGAAAUUAAAAAAAAUCAAUACUCCCAUGGCCUCCUCCUCCCGGUUGUUCCAGACGACAAGAAACAAUUUUAA
Messenger RNA from Sipha flava (yellow sugarcane aphid), 1062 nucleotides. RefSeq lists its product as uncharacterized. Bases 1 to 1062 code for a protein of 353 amino acids. Gene Ontology annotation, molecular function: RNA-DNA hybrid ribonuclease activity; nucleic acid binding. NCBI's taxonomy places the organism in Eukaryota, Metazoa, Arthropoda, Insecta, Hemiptera, Aphididae. The transcript has a single exon. Gene Ontology annotation, biological process: DNA replication, removal of RNA primer. The record is from RefSeq and is a predicted model, not a curated record.